UUCGCUCACGGUUGGUUGUAGAGAGAUGUUGUGGAACGAUGUUGUGUACGUAUCGCUGCUGUUAAUCUCCGUGGCGGUCGGGCCUUUUUAUCGUUCGGUGCAAGGACCUUAUGCAAAACAAUGGCUCGCGACUCUUCUUGGUUUCGCGUUAGUGAUCUGUGUUUCAGGAUGGUCAAUCUUGCACCCGCUCAUUAUAGUUCUCGUCAACGCUAUUAUCAUAACCAACUUGUCAUGGAAAAAAUGCCAUCUAGUCAGCUUAUUUUUCUCCUUCUUCUACUUACUGGUGAUCUUUCGAUUGGGUGACUAUUUCGGAUUGCCAAGUUCACCGACUCAUACAAAUCUCGUUGUAAUGAUACUCGCAUUAAAAUUACCUGGAUUGGCAUUCGAAAUCAAUAAUGCAGCUACAGCGCCAAGUGAUGAUGUUCAAGGGACAGGUUCGGAAGCACUCAAGAACAUCAGCUUCAUGGAUGUGAUACAUUACAGUUUUGGUUACAUGGGUGUUCUAACAGGUCCGUAUUACCGCUAUAGAACAUACUGGGAUUCUUUGCACAGGCCUUUUUCCAAGCAUGUCGAUCCGUGGCCGCUCACGUUUUACAAGCUCAAGCAAAUCGCAGCAUUCAUCGCACUUUUUCUAGCAAUGAACCAUCUCUUCCCCAGCGAUUACACGCAAACGCUGGAGUUUGAAGAACACAGUUUCAUAUAUAGAUUCUUUUACAUGUAUCCGGCAUUCGCCAGCUUCCGACUGAGAAUGUUUAUUGGCAUGGCUCUGGCUGAAUGCGUCUGUCAGAUGUCAGGAUUAGGAGCUUAUCCGGUCCACUGCCAGCCCAUACCUGGUCUAGGUCCGCGCGAUUACAAAACAAUCGAGAAAUUGUCAGCGGAUGAAGAAAAACUGAAGGGUAUGGAGCAAGACUUCGAGACUGUGCACAAUAUGAACGUGUGGGAAGUGGAAACUACUCCAUUCGUUAGGCACACGAUGAAAAUGUGGAAUACGUGUAUACAGUACUGGAUGGCUAUAUGCGUUUAUAAGAGAUUCCCCCAUAAAGGGCUGAGAACUAUAGCCACGAUGCUUCUCUCUGCUUUAUGGCAUGGCUAUGCUGCAGGUUACUAUUUUUGCAUCUGCCAAGUUCCGCUCUAUUUACCUUUCGAGGACAUCAGCACCAAGUUCUACAAUCAGUGCGAUCCGAACGGAUUCGGUAAAAAGGCUUGGGGAUUCUUCCUAUGGUGGGCGAAACUCACGUGCAUGGCGUAUCUUGGUGUACCGUUCCAGUUGCUACAUCUUCAAGAGAUAAUACACUUUUACAAGAGUCUAUACUUCUCUGGACAUAUCUUAGGACUUGUAUUAUAUUUAUUUGUUCGAGUCCUGAAGAUUUACUUUUUGAAACGACGCCCAAGCGAAGACGAUAAGAACAAGUAACUCUUUCGUUCUUCUUCGCUGAGCUUUGUUGUUUUUUAAACAGGGAUUCCUGUAUCAGAGUACCAUAUGGAAGAAUAUUUCUAAAGCCAUUUUUUUGGAAAAGAGUGCAAAACUUUCACCAGACAUCUCUGGAUUUUCUUCUUGUGCCAUAAACGAGGAACGGCAGUUUUAUUUCUUCGAACUUUUCAACUGAUAUACAAUCAGUUUCAUGUUCAAAUUUUGCGAUAUUAAUUCAUACAUUAGGAAAAUUGUAGGACCCGAACCUCCUUAUAACAUUUAGGAAGAUGUCAGGUAUGUGAGAUAUUGAAAGAUACCGGAGAGGAAAAAAAAGAAUGCCGAAAAGCGAGUUUGGGAAUCUCUGCUUUAGAUUUCUCAAAAAGUGCGUUGUAAAGACAAAAGAAACUUAUAAUCUUCCGCGUCGUUUUGAUAAAGCGUACGAUCAAAAAGUAGCGAUCAUUGUUAAUAUUUUUUUACGUGGUACCAGUGUAUCGGAAUACCGGGAAUACCGGGUAUUGGAAGAUAUCACUAGUACAAAUUUGAGUGCCACUUAGUUAAAGUUACACGCUCUCUGAAAUAUUCUUAUAAUCCUAUGCAAUACGAGUGUCUGAAAGAGACGUCUUAUUUUUUUUUUGUUGAGAAUCUAGACAUCCUUUACGACAUAUUUCGAACAUCCGUGUUGUUUCUUAUUAGGAAAGGUAGAAAGUAUCGUUCGUGUAUCAUAUGAAUGUAAAACGGAAACAUAGGGAUACAUUUGUGGACGAUAGUCGAAAAGAGCAAUAAAAAAAUAUAUUUCUUUACCUGAUACCAGAUUUUUAUUAAUCUUUGCAACAUCUGCACAAUCCAUUGUUGUACAUGUUACUUCGUUAAGAUGAAAUAUUUUAUACGGUCAUUUUUAAAACACACUUUCCACAUAUGCGAAUACUUACAUAGGCCCGUGAGCAGUUACACACUUUAGAUCUGAAAGAAAGACAUGGUGAAACAUGGGAAAAAAUCUUCCUAGAAAACAUAUUCCUUCCAAGUUUCUUCGGUCGGUGUGACGCUGUUGCGAGUAUCAAAUCUUUCGCAGGCAGGUGAUGUGUGGCAAUUGCUCGGGACUGAGAUAAUGCAAUAGCAUCGUCGUCUCAUGCGUUAACACCGAUUCCGUGUUCGGACGCUCAAAAAUUCCGCCUAUAUCCAUCUUAAACCUUUCUAGACUCAGCUCUCCUAUCCUCAUUACUUGUAACAUUUGCUAAUAUACGUGACAGUUGAAAACACACGAUAAUUUAUGAUAAAAAAAAAA
Molecule: messenger RNA, 2693 nt
Organism: Dinoponera quadriceps
Lineage: Eukaryota; Metazoa; Arthropoda; Insecta; Hymenoptera; Formicidae
Gene: frj
Product: lysophospholipid acyltransferase 7
Exons: 6
Coding region: 26-1414 (462 amino acids)
Biological process (GO): phosphatidylinositol biosynthetic process; lipid modification
Cellular component (GO): membrane; mitochondria-associated endoplasmic reticulum membrane contact site
Molecular function (GO): lysophospholipid acyltransferase activity
Source: RefSeq, a predicted model, not a curated record